Messenger RNA from Entrophospora sp. SA101, 786 nucleotides. NCBI's taxonomy places the organism in Eukaryota, Fungi, Glomeromycota, Glomeromycetes, Entrophosporales, Entrophosporaceae. The record is from the annotation of a GenBank genome assembly.
AUGGUACAACGUGCAAAAAAUUUAGAAGAUGGGGAACAAGUUCCACCUAUUUUAGAUUGGAAUGGAUUAGGAGUGUUCUCUGAAUUAUAUAAAAGACUUUUAGAUGAUUAUGAAAUAAAUAAUAGAUGGCCAAAGACUCUUACAAUACAAUAUAAGUGUAUUAAUGAUUCAACAUCGCAUUCUAAAUCUUGUACAUUUCCUAUUCGGUCAGAAGUUGAUUCACCUGAUUUAAUUUCAAAAAGGUUAUAUGGUCUUCUUGGAAAUUCAGAUAAUUUGUUUCCAUGUUCAAGAUUAUCAGCUUCAGCUAUAGUCAAUCAAGAACUAUUAAUUAAUCAACCUUUUGUAAUCAAUUCCAGUGCUGCUACACUCAAUGGAUCUUCCGAUUCCCAAAUUAUUUCUGAAAAUGCCCAAUCAUCAUUACCAUCAACCAAUAAUAUCAAUUUAAGGGAAUCUUCUACUCCAAAUUUGAAAACUACAAGAUUGCUCAAUAUGAAACCCGCCACUACCACAGGAUUAAGAUCAUCAUCAUCUACAUCAAAAUCAAAAUUGAAGUCAUCAUUUAAAAAAAAUUCUAGAAUACCAUCAUCACCAUCCAAUAAUACUAUUCUUCAAUUUUUCACCAAAUUAGAUCCAAAUUUAUUUAUCAGAUGUGAAAAAUGUUAUCGACCAAUAUCCAAUGAUAAAUUAGCUGAACAUUUAGAGAAUUGUAGUAAUGAAUCUAAUAAUAAUUUAAGAAAAAGGAAUAAGGAUAUUAGAAAUUAUUUUCAAUUGGAAAAUAAAAGUUAA